CUAAAAAAGAAUAAUCACAAGAGCCCUAAGCCCUCCCGCGUCGUUCCCCUUCUCUUCCUCUCCAAGCCAUCCCGAUCUCUCCGUCCGUACAAUAAUGGCGGCCUCCUUGGAUGAGGCGAAGGCGAAGAACAUCCUCCGCCAGGUGGAGUUCUACUUCAGCGACAGCAAUCUCCCACGGGACAAUUUUCUAAAGAAAACCGUGCAGCAGAGCGAGGAUGGAUUGGUGAGCCUGGCCCUCAUAUGUUCCUUCUCUCGGAUGAGAAGCCAUCUUGGUUUGAAGGCCGCUGUGAAGCCCGAGGAUGUGCCGGAGGAGACGGUACUGGCAGUGGCUGAAGUUCUGAGGAGAUCUUCUUCUCUCCGAGUCUCGGAAGAUGGGAAGAGAAUUGGCAGAAGUACUGUACUGUUGAAGCCAGAGGAGGUUAUAGAGCUAGUGGAUUCAAGGACUAUUGCUGCAUCCCCUUUGCCUUAUGAUGUUAAGCUUGAAGAUGUAGAGUCUUUCUUUGCGCAACAUGGGAAGGUGAACAGUGUGAGGCUACCUUGUCAUGUUGCAGACAAGAGGCACUUUUGUGGCACUGCCUUAAUUGAAUUUUCAGAAGAAGUUGAUGCGGAAAAGGUUCUGAAGGAGAGCAUGGUUUAUGCGGGAGCAGAGCUAGAAUUAAAACCAAAAAAGGAAUUUGAUGCUGAAAGAGAGAAAAAGAGGGCAGAAUUCGAAAAGAAUUGCUCUAACAAAAAUACUUCAAAUGGAAACUAUCCGAAAGGCCUAAUAGUUGCAUUUAAGUUGAAGAGGGUCCAAGUUGAUGAAUCUACAGAACAAAAAGAUGCUGGCAAGGUGACCAAUACCACUGAAGGUUGCAAGUCAGAAGUUUCAAAUUCUACAGGAAGCCUCAAUGAAGAGGGUGAACAGAAGAUAUUAGAAAAUGUUAAUAAGAAGGAGGAGAAAUCUUCAGAUGAUGCAUCUAAAAAUCACGUGCAAGAAAAUGAAGCAGUGGCUACUGGUGAUGCUGCCGAAGAGAGUAAAGAUGAUGGUGCAACUGGUUCAUCAGGCAAGACUGUAGUUACACGGGAAGAUCUGAAACAAGUCUUCCAGAAAUUUGGAAUUGUUAAGUUUAUUGAUUAUAGAAUGGGAGAAGAAUCAGGAUACAUUCGUUUUGAGGAUCCUGAUGCAGCUACAAAAGCUCGUGCAGCAGCAGUGCUUGCUGAAGAAGGUGGCUUGAUCGUGAAAAAUUAUAUUGCUACCUUAGAAGCCCUGACUGGUGAUGCUGAAAAGGAGUACUGGAACUUGCUCCGUGGUAAUCAGGAGAGAGUCAGGGAAAAUAAAGGCAGCAAAGGAAGAAGCUUUAAUCUGAUGUAAUGUCACAGGGGCAGAGGGGUUAGAAGCAGUAGAGGUGGGAGGCAUAUUGGUGGCAAGCGUACUCGCGAAACAGAUUCAGGUGUCAGGCAAUCUAAUAAAGCUCAGAAAGUUGAUGCUGCUGCAUGAGUUUCCAAAACUGCUCCUACGGGGAUAGCUCCUUGCAGAUGACUGAUUUUGCUUGUAGUCUUCUGCAAUAUAAAGCAAUUGAUCUCCCAUGGGUUUUGUGGGUAAAUGUCAUCAAAUUUAAAUAAGACAUUAGUGUGUGCUUGAUAAGACCCUAAGUUAUAUUUUUAUUUUGCUGUGAGCUAAAAGAUUGUCCUUCGAAUGGCAGUGAUUUUGGCUUCCCACGUUCUUGGGAAUGAUUUGGAUUCUUCCUUACCAAAUCAAUGUCAGUAUAUAAUUUUCUAAGACAUUUAAGGCCAUUGAUAACAUUGGUGAAACUAGUAAAUAUAUCUGAUAUUG
This is a messenger RNA of Phoenix dactylifera (date palm), 1813 nucleotides long. RefSeq names its product la protein 1. Gene Ontology annotation, biological process: RNA processing. Gene Ontology annotation, cellular component: nucleus; ribonucleoprotein complex. NCBI's taxonomy places the organism in Eukaryota, Viridiplantae, Streptophyta, Magnoliopsida, Arecales, Arecaceae. Gene Ontology annotation, molecular function: mRNA binding. The record is from RefSeq and is a predicted model, not a curated record.